UGGCAGUUAGCUCGUUAUCUCGCCACUUGACCAAAGUUUAAUUAAAAUGUAAAUUUCCCAAAAUAGAACGGAAUGACCUGAAAGGCGAAGAUGAAGAGACUGUGGCGAGAUGACUGGGAGGUGUCCUUAGCGUCGGCCGGGGGAUUUAUGGCAUUACUUAAUGGAAGAAUCACGGAGUGUCUUUUCUGCGCCUGUUAAAUCCCACAUCCGUCAGAUCCAUCAGCACCAUCUGCCUUCCAAGAUGAGUAACAGCCACCCACUCCGCCCUUACGCCGCAGUGGGCGAAAUAGAUCACGUGCACAUUCUGUCGGAAAAUGUCGGCGCCCUUAUGAAUGGGGAGGAAUACGGCGAUGUCACUUUCAUCGUGGACAAGAAACGCUUCCCGGCCCACAGGGUCAUCCUAGCUGCCAGGUGCCAGUAUUUCCGAGCGUUACUCUACGGCGGCAUGCGAGAGUCUCGGCCGGAAGCAGAAAUCCCGCUCCGGGACACCACGGCCGAAGCCUUCACGAUGCUGCUGAAGUACAUCUACACGGGGCGAGCGACCCUGACGGACGAGAAGGAGGAAGUGCUGCUGGAUUUCCUCAGCCUGGCGCACAAGUACGGCUUCCCGGAGCUGGAGGACUCUACCUCCGAGUACCUCUGCACCAUCCUCAACAUCCAGAACGUGUGCAUGACUUUUGACGUCGCCAGCCUCUAUUCCCUUCCGAAGCUGACCUGCAUGUGCUGCAUGUUCAUGGAUCGAAAUGCCCAGGAGGUGCUCUCGAGCGACGGUUUCCUGGGCCUCUCUAAGGCGGCUCUUCUGAAUAUCGUAUUAAGGGAUUCAUUCGCCGCUCCCGAGAAGGAUAUAUUCCAGGCUUUGAUGAACUGGUGUAAGCACAAUCCAAAGGAAAACCACGCCGAAAUCAUGCAGGCGGUCCGUUUGCCCCUCAUGAGCUUAACCGAGCUCCUGAACGUCGUGCGGCCUUCUGGGUUGCUGUCUCCUGACGCCAUCCUGGACGCCAUUAAAGUUCGCUCCGAAAGUCGCGACAUGGAGCUGAAUUACAGGGGCAUGCUCAUACCCGAAGAGAACAUCGCCACUAUGAAGUACGGCGCCCAGGUGGUGAAAGGGGAACUGAAAUCGGCCCUGUUGGACGGGGACACGCAGAAUUACGAUUUGGACCACGGCUUUUCGAGGCACCCGAUCGACGACGACUGCCGCUCGGGCAUCGAGAUUAAGCUCGGCCAGCCGUCCAUCGUCAAUCACAUCCGGAUUCUCCUGUGGGAUCGCGAUAGCCGGUCUUAUUCCUAUUACAUCGAGGUGUCAAUGGAUGAGCUGGAUUGGAUCAGAGUGAUCGACCACUCAAAAUACCUGUGUCGCUCCUGGCAGAAACUGUAUUUUCCUGCCCGCGUCUGCAGGUAUAUCCGAAUAGUCGGGACUCACAAUACCGUAAACAAGGUCUUCCAUAUCGUUGCCUUCGAAUGCAUGUUUACAAACAAAACCUUCACUCUGGAGAAAGGCCUGAUGGUUCCAACGGAAAACGUCGCGACGAUCGCCGACUGUGCCAGCGUGAUCGAAGGCGUCAGCCGGAGCCGCAAUGCCUUGCUGAAUGGAGACACGAAGAACUACGAUUGGGAUUCUGGCUACACCUGCCACCAGCUGGGAAGCGGCGCCAUCGUGGUGCAGCUGGCCCAGCCAUACAUGAUCGGCUCGAUACGGUUACUCCUUUGGGACUGCGAUGAGCGGAGCUACAGCUACUAUAUCGAGGUUUCCACCAAUCAGCAGCAGUGGACCAUGGUGGCGGACAGAACCAAAGUGGCCUGCAAAUCUUGGCAAGAGAUAGCUUUCGACCGGCAACCAGCAUCCUUCAUCCGAAUAGUCGGAACACACAAUACUGCAAACGAGGUGUUCCACUGUGUGCACUUUGAGUGUCCAGGACCGAGCUGCCCGCCAAAGGAGGAGAACCGAGAAGAAGCAGCCCCCCCAGAACAGAGCCCUGCAGGCCACCAGCAGCAGUUAGUCCCCUUCCUGCCCCAAGCCUCAAGCGCCAGCUCUCUCCACUCCCUCCCUGGCUCCUCUUCACGAUCCCACAUCCAGCACCAGUAAAGGAAGGAGAAGACCUCCGUCACGGCCCAGGCAACACCAGAAAACCCUGACCCGUCUCGGGCCGUGAAUCGCUCACCGUCUCCCGCCCCGCCAAUUCCGAAGGGACCAGGCCCGGCUUUGAGCACCGAAAUGGAACGGGCGUCUUCAGAGGACAGAAAGGGGGCUGCUUCAACUCACCUCAAUUUGUUUGAACCAGGCUGGUCUCCGGGGAGAGAAAAUGGGGUCUUCAAUCUUCAUCAAGUUCACCGUUACCACCCUACCUCUCUAAUCUAAGCAAGGCAAAGGGAGCGGAAGGAAAUAAUAAGACGGGCCCAUGUUGGAAUUCAGAAAUGGCAUAGGAACACUAAGAAUGGAAAGAGAGUACAUUAAGUAUUCAGUUCCCCGAGACAUCCUUCAGGAAAUGGGCUUAUGGAGGGAGUGGAUUUUUACAGGACACAUUGCCUUAGCAACUAAAUUAUUUUUUUUUUUAGUGUAUCCUCAAUUUAGUGAAUUAUAGGCAUUUCAGAUCCCUUUGUAAAGCUCAGAUGGCAACUCAUUUUUAAAAUCCAUUUCAACCCUAAAAUCUCUUCCCCGAUCAUGAACGGUGAGAUUUGGAGUAGAGAAGGAAGAGAUCUCUUGGGAGAGGGUGGGGGUAUCUUGUCCAUCUUGUACUCUGAGUUCACGAACAGCUCUCUACAGCACCUGGCCCAACAACGAAAAUCCUUUGAGGAGUCUUUGAGAAAACACAAUAAGGAAAUCAAUCUGCGGGCACUGUAGUUAAUAAUCACUUGAAUUGCUGAGUUAUUAAACUGUCAUUCCUGAAAUGCAUCCAAAGCAGGAGAAUGGUUUUCGACUUGGAAGAUUGUCAAGUAAAGAGUAACAGCACCUGCUAAUUUAA
This is a messenger RNA of Ornithorhynchus anatinus (platypus), 2960 nucleotides long. RefSeq names its product BTB domain containing 9 (gene BTBD9). The transcript has 11 exons. Gene Ontology annotation, molecular function: protein binding. Gene Ontology annotation, biological process: circadian behavior; modulation of chemical synaptic transmission; adult locomotory behavior. Bases 161 to 2083 code for a protein of 640 amino acids. Lineage: Eukaryota; Metazoa; Chordata; Mammalia; Monotremata; Ornithorhynchidae. The record is from RefSeq and is a predicted model, not a curated record.